CAGCAUCCAUCAUUAUCAUGGUGGAAAUGAUGUCUCCUAUUGGAUGAACAUAACACGUUCAGCGAUGGAAAAUGAAACGUAGUACUUUUGAUUCGAUGAAUAGAAAUGUACUUUGAACUGAUGUAAGCAUAUGCUUGGUUUGAAAUAAAAUAAAAUAAUAAAAAGGAAAGAGAGUAGAAAUUUCGUGGGUGACUUUUGAAUUGACUAUAAAGCCAUGAGAAUCAUCCUCAUUCUCAUCUAUCAUCACCUGAACAGCUUCUAAACACUAUCUUCCUCAUUCUCAAUCCCAACACAGCCAUCUAUCAUCACCUGAACUGCUUCUAAACAUUAUCAUCUUCACUUUCACAACUUAUUUUUGCAGGUAAACAGAACUUGACGAGGAAACUCGUCAUUGGUAAUAAAUCGAACUUUCCAUAUUUAUUUUAUCACUUUUUCUUGUAAGUACUUUGUUAUCAUAAUUUACUAACUUAAAUUUAAAUUUCCUGUGUUUGUAGCAUUUGCAGUGAUCAUAGCCAUAUAUUUCUAUAAGCGGAAGUCAUAUGUACAAUCUCGCAGCCUCUCUUCUGAGCUCACUUCAAAGGAUCUUGAAAGUGGAAGUCAACACUUAUCAUUUUAGUUAUAGUGAACUUGAAGAAGCCACAAACAACUUUGAUCCAUCCAAAGUGCUGGGAAAAGGAGCCUUUGGGACGGUGUAUUACGGAAAACUUAAUGAUGGGCGUAGUGUUGCGGUGAAGAAGUUACUUGAGAAAAACAAUUACAAAAGAGUUGAGCAAUUCAAGAAUGAAGUUGAAAUCAUGGCAUCAUUAGUCCAUGAAAAUCUUGUGUCUCUAUAUGGAUGCACUUCACUUCACAGUCCCGAGCUUCUACUUGUCUAUGAGUAUGUUUCUAAUGGAACCGUUGCUGAUCCUCUCCGUGGUAAAGAAGCAAAACAUGGAAAACUUACUUGGCCUAUUAGAAUGAAUAUUGCUGUGGAGACAGCAAAGGCGUUGGAGUAUAUUCAUACAUCUAAAAUCAUUCACAGAGAUAUUAAAACAAAUAAUAUUCUCCUUGACACUCAUUUUCGUGUGAAGGUAGCCGAUUUUGGACUCUCGCGCCUUUUUCAAGUCGAUAAAACUCAUGUUUCAACGGCUCCACGAGGGACUCUGGGUUAUUUGGAUCCUGAAUACCAGCAAUGCUCUCAACUUACCGUUAAAAGUGAUGUGUAUAGCUUUGGUGUUGUGAUGAUUGAGUUGAUAUCGUCUUUGCGUGCCGUUGAUAAUAUAACAAGUGAUGGGCAUGAAUUUGAUUUGGCUUGCAUGGCUCUAACCAAAAUUCAAAACCAAGCAUUGCAUGAAAUUGUGGAUCCUACACUCGGUUUUGAAUCGGAUUCUAAAGUAAAGAACAUGAUCAUUGCCAUGGGCGACUUAGCAUCUCAAUGUUUGCAAAGUUCGAAAAAUUCGAGACCUACCAUGAAUAAAGUGUUGGAAAGUUUAGAGGAGAUUCAAAAAGAUGGUAAGCUUAAAAGCCAACCCGAGGUAAUGGGCAUUUCGAAUUUAUCUGAUGAGGCUUCCACCUCCACUAUCACCUGAGUCGAAUGUUAGGAGCAGUUAAACAACUCCGAAUACUAGUGGAUAAAUCGGUUCGAUUUGAUAUGUUCUUCAUGGUUUUCCACAUACUUUAUUUAUUUAAACUAAUUUCAUAUAUUAAACAUAAAAGAAAGCAGAUCUAGACAUUUAGUGUAGUGGGGACAAAAAAAAUAUAUCGAACUUUCCUUUUAAAAAUAAGAGUAAAAUGUUCAAUGAGAGAUAAAGAGACUAAUGUUAGAAAAAUAUAUGGAUAGUUAUUGUUAUAGCUUAUUAAUUUGACUGUAAAUUUUUUUAUAUAUAUAGAUGUCUAGUUAUGUUUAAAGUCAGUCACUACAUUUCUUUCUAUGUGCAAAUGUAUAUUUGAUCACUAAGUUGGUAGAGAAAAAAGAUGAAUAUAAAAUAAUUUCUAAUGUGAUAGAAAAAGUGAGAUAGAAAAUAAAAUAUAAGAAUGAAAGUUCGUGAAUUUUAUGUGUUGAAUGAAUAGAAAAACGAGCACAAACAAAGAAGAAAAAAUAUUUAAAUAUUAUAUACAAAUAUUUGAAAUAAGUUUUACAAAUGUUUAUUAGGUUUAAAAGCAUUUUACAUCCUUUAUUUUAAAAAGUACGAUUAGUGGUUUUUUGUGCUCGGGCAUUACCCCUUUAUUAUGUUCCGUUGUGUUUCAAUGAAGAUGGAGAACUACACAUAAGUGUUCGUGGUGCUUGGCGUUCCUUUGAUCGAAGUCGUGGUUUGGUUGUUUGUGAUCCAAAGGAACAAAGCUAUCGAAGAUUUGUUUUGGAGGAAAACAUAUAUUGGAUGGAAGAAACUGUGUACCAUGACAGUUUGGUUUUCCCCCAUGAACCCUUAGAUCAAACAAGUUUUCCUUCUUCUUCUUCGGGUUCCUUUAUGCAAAUGAAGCUCAAGUUUUCACACACCAUUUUGAGUUGUUUAGUUUGUAAUGCUACCUCUAGGAAGAUGUUGUUGUAAAUCAUGAUGAUAGAGUUGUUUUCCUUUAAUUUUUGUUUUUUGUUUCAUUUCAAUGUAGACUUGUUUAACCAAAUUCAUGAUUUGUAGAACAAUAUAGGGGACAAGAUGUAAGGAUGGUGUACCUCCCAUGAAUUCUCUAAUGAUUGGUUAAUCCAUACAGAGCUGUGAUUAGGGGUGGCAAACGGGCAUGCCCGCCCCGCAAAAGCCCGCGAAAAAAUGGGGCGGGGCGGACUUUUUUAAGAGUGCGGGUCUAAAACCUUGCCCCGCCUGCAAAAAAGUGAGGGCGGGGCGGGGAAAGCGCACCAAAAAACGGGGCGGACACACUAAAGAGAGCGGGCCUAAAAUCUUGCCCCGCCCCACGAAAAAGUGCGGGUAAAACGGGCUUUUCCCGCGGGCCGGACCCGUUUUGCCACUCCUAGCUGUGAUGCAUCAAAUAUUGUUGGAUGGUUCAAGCAGUUUUGUCGGAGAAAAAACAACUUCGGCAUGCGAUAAUUCAGCUAGAGGAUUUAACAUGAUUGAUGAUAUCAAAACCAAAUUGUCGGAGAAAAAACAACUUCGGCAUGCGAUAAUUCAUCUAGAGGAUUUAACAUGAUUGAUGAUAUCAAAACCAAAUUGAUGAAACACGCCCCCCAUGGCUCGUAUCAAUGUCGCACUUGAGCUUCUUCUAAACUCAGGAGGGGUGUGUAUUUGUUUUCUCCUUAACAAAAAAAUUGGUUAUGAUUUAACAAGAUAACCAAGAGACCACAGGGCCAAAUCAAGAAACCAACAGUUAUGGUAAACCAUGAACCAGUCCACUGGUUGGUCUGAUAAGGUCUCAGAAACUGUUAGAAAACCAUUUUGAAGCACAAGGUACCUUCUUUCCAAAGCUUUGGUUAAUCAUCUAAAAAACUUUGGCUCCUUGAGCUACAAACAUGUUCUUGAUGAAAAGAGACAAAAGCUACAAGAUAUAUGCGAGCCUAUGACUCUAGUUGGUUAUCGUGUGACUAGAGCAUGUAGACUAUACUUUCCAAUUACAAUGAAGAUUGAAGUUAGUAGAGAUAAGGUGGUAAAUGAGCAAGACUAACGGGAUUGUAGAACUUGAACAAACAACUUCUGUAACUUAUUUUCAUCAGUAGUUGAAGAUGUCAGUGAGAAAUCAAAAGAUGUAAAUGUUGAACCAACCUUACCAAUCUAAAGGCCAUAAAGGCAUAAACAAUUUCCAGUCA
Messenger RNA from Vicia villosa (hairy vetch), 3733 nucleotides. RefSeq names its product LEAF RUST 10 DISEASE-RESISTANCE LOCUS RECEPTOR-LIKE PROTEIN KINASE-like 1.2. Lineage: Eukaryota; Viridiplantae; Streptophyta; Magnoliopsida; Fabales; Fabaceae. The transcript has 3 exons. Gene Ontology annotation, molecular function: ATP binding; protein kinase activity. The record is from RefSeq and is a predicted model, not a curated record. Gene Ontology annotation, biological process: protein phosphorylation. Bases 540 to 1568 code for a protein of 342 amino acids.